AUGGGGAAGCUGGCAGAAGACAUUCUUUUUCAGUCCAGCAUACCUGUGGCUGCAGACGUCCUAGUGGCUGUGGUUUACUCUGUGUUUGGUGUCUGCUCAUUUUUUGGGAACAGUGUGCUGCUCUAUGUCUCCUAUAAGAAAAAACAUCUGCUCAAACCAGCAGAGUUCUUCAUCAUCAACCUGGCCAUCAGUGACAUGGGCCUGACUCUCUCCCUCUAUCCCAUGGCCAUCUUCUCCAGUAUAUACCACAGGUGGUUGUUUGGUAAAACUGUCUGUUUGCUGUAUGCUUUCUGUGGGGUGUUGUUUGGAAUCUGCAGUCUCACUACUCUAACUUUGUUAAGCAUGGUGUGUUUUGUCAAAGUCUGCUACCCACUCUAUGGCAACAGAUUUAGUCCGUCUCAUGGGCGCCUCCUGGUGGUGUGUGCUUGGGCCUACGCAUUAGUCUUCGCCUGCUCACCGCUGGUCCACUGGGGUGAGUAUGGGCCGGAACCAUACGGCACGGCAUGCUGCAUCGACUGGCGUCUGUCCAACCAGCGUGCCACAGCCCGCUCUUACACGGUGGUGCUGUUCGUGUGCUGUUAUAUGGUGCCCUGUGCCAUCAUCCUGGUCUCCUACACUGGUAUCCUCAUCACUGUCCGCGCCUCCAGGAAGGCCAUGGAGGGUCACAUGACCAACCAGACACGCAUGAGCAAUGUCCAGGGCAUAAUCGUCAAGCUCAGCGUGGCAGUGUGUAUUGGCUUCUUCUCAGCCUGGAGUCCCUAUGCUGUUGUGUCCAUGUGGGCGGCCUUCGGUCACAUCGAGAACAUCCCUCCACUGGCCUUCGCCAUGCCCGCCAUGUUUGCCAAGUCCUCCACCAUCUACAACCCUAUCGUUUACCUGCUGCUGCGUCCCAACUUCCGCAAGGUCAUGUGUCACGACCUGGGCGCCCUUCGCCGUGCUUGCCUGAGGGGCUGCCUGUUCUCCCCCGGCCCCCACCGGCCCUGCCCUGCCAAGCCUGCCCUCAGGGUCGCUUUGUGUUCUCUGACCAGACAACCAGACAAGUCCAGCUCCAACUCCUCCUCGGCCUGUGCUGAAGCGAAAUGCGGCUUUAGUGAAAAGUGCGGCGAUGCGUUUGAGUGUUUCUGCCACUACCCUAGAGCGUGCCACAUGGCUGUGACGGUCAAUGCUGGCUCUUUACAGUGCCCCAUUCCCAUGCCACCCUCUGAGCUCCAGCAACAGCCAAGGCUUAAGUGCAAAAAGUCUAUCAGAGUUAGCGUGAGAGGCAAAAAGACAGCAGAGAUUGACAACCUGGAGAUCAACUUGGAAACAGUACCUGGACACGCAAAAGUAGCUUGGCCAUAA
Chanos chanos (milkfish) is the source of this 1341-nucleotide messenger RNA. Its product is annotated as opsin-5-like. Lineage: Eukaryota; Metazoa; Chordata; Actinopteri; Gonorynchiformes; Chanidae. The record is from RefSeq and is a predicted model, not a curated record. Gene Ontology annotation, biological process: G protein-coupled receptor signaling pathway; visual perception. Gene Ontology annotation, cellular component: membrane. Gene Ontology annotation, molecular function: G protein-coupled receptor activity. The transcript is spliced from 5 exons. Bases 1 to 1341 code for a protein of 446 amino acids.